AUGAGUCAGAUCGCUCAGUCUGUGAGCGGCCAGCAUAAGCCAGGGCAAUUCCCAGGGCAGCCAACUAUAAAUCCCAAGGAUUGCAAGACGAUUCACUUGAGGAGUGGGACGAUUUAUGAGGGUCCUUCUAUGCCAGAGACCCCACCAAAGUUUAGAGCUGAGCCAGAGAAAGAAGCAGAGGCCGAGGUAGAAAUAGAGGAACUUCAACCUGGGGUGAACACACUAGUCAAGCCAGCAGAGGUCAGAGUGCCAUUCCCCCAGGUGCUCCACAAGAAGAAGAAGAAUGACCAGUUCGCCAAAUUUUGGGAGAUUUUUAAGAAGGUGCAGAUUAACAUCCCGCUGAUUGAGGCACUGCAGCAAAUGCCCGGAUAUGUUAAGUUUCUCAAGGAAGCUGUCGCCAAAAAGAAGAAGUGGGAGCAUCAUGAGACCGUCAACUUGACGGAAAACUGUAGUGCGAUCUUGCAAAGGAAGCUUCCGGCCAAGAUGGAGGAUCUGGGAAGCUUUACUAUUGAGUGCACUAUCGGAGACUACUUUGUGGAGAAUGCCUUAUGCGACCUUGGGGCAAGCAUUAACCUCAUGCCUUUGUCUUUCUAUAACAAGAUGAAGAUUGGCCAGAUGAAGCCCACAUCCAUCACGUUGCAGAUGGCUGACAGAUCAGUGUCCCGUCCAGUAGGUGUUGUGGAGGACAUAUUGGUGAGAGUGAAUGUGUUCGUCUUCCCAGCUGAACCCAACCAUUUCCUUCUUUGCUUGCCUCAGCUUCCUGGGAAACGGGAGUAUCGUUAA
Molecule: messenger RNA, 783 nt
Organism: Salvia hispanica
Lineage: Eukaryota; Viridiplantae; Streptophyta; Magnoliopsida; Lamiales; Lamiaceae
Source: RefSeq, a predicted model, not a curated record